UUCGUGCCCCGAUUUUUUCGUGUUCGAGACGCGCAGGGAGGGGGGAAGAGAUUGAGGUGGUGGGAGGAUCGGAAUAGGAUCUGGUGCCCCCCUCUCGUCGUGGUUGCGCUCUCAUCAACUCGACUCGACCGGUAAUCGAUCGCGACUGCCGCCACCGCAACAUUCUCAUUUCUCUCUCUCGUCCCCGCCCCACCCCCACCCACCACACCACACCCCCGUCUCCGCGCGAAAAUUCCCACGCCACGCGCGCCGGAAGAGAGGGAAGGCUUUUCCUCCGUUCUCCGCCCACGCGCCGUCAUCGCUGCCCGCCUUUCUUCCUCCGCUUUGUUUGGGCCGGAGCGGGGGGCGCACCGGCGCCGGCGACGUCUCUCUUCCGAAUCGGGAGGCGGGAGCCAGUUCAUGGAAUCUGGUGGAAUUGAUGCUCAAGUCAGAGCAAUCGAGCAGCGCACAAGAUUGGAGAUUCCUAUACGUGAUUGAGAUUGCAAAUGUGGCGCCUGUUCAAUGAGUUGUGGGAUGUUCUAGGAUCUGGGUUUUUCUCAUCGAGGUUUCUUUAAUCCAGCUCAAAUCUAUUUACACCUCAUCCGUUUGCACCGAGAUCAUCUCUGUGUGUGUGGUCACCGUGAGAUUAGGAGGAGAUGGACGAGGAGGAUUACUCGUGGGUUCGGCGGACAAGGUUCUCCCACUCCGUCGUCCGCUCCAAGUCCGGCAGGGAGCAGUUCGGUGCAUUCGUCGAGCAGUUCAACCGCGGCGCGGCACGGAGGCAGAGAGGGCCCGGUUCAGGGUUCAUGCUCCAUGGCCUCAACUUGGAACCGAGGGCGAGGCUCCCAGCCACCACCUCGGCGAAUUCCUCCGUUCCGAGGACGACAGGAUCGUCGAAUGCUCAGCCAUCGUCGGAGACGAAGCCAGCUUCGUCGUCCUCGGACGCCAAACUGGAGCAGCACGAGAAGAGCCUCAACUUGGAACCAAGGACGAGGCUCUCGGCCACCACCUCGGCGAAUUCCUCUGUUCCGUGGACGACAGGAUCGUCGAAUGCCCAGCCGUUGUCAGAGACAAAGACAGCUUCGUCCUCCUCGGACGCCAAACCGGAGCAGCAAGAGAAGCCUCGUGAUCAUCAGCCGUCGCAAGAAGUGUCCACCAAGCAGGAUGAUAAGGCUGAAAAUGACACGAAGGCAACAGCCACAUCUGGGCCUCUCGAGUUCUCCUUCCAUCCUGAUGAGCAAACCUUGAGGCUGCAGAGGGCGUGUUCCAGCCCUGUUCCUUUCCCAAGCAACAAGAACAUGCUGGUGGCUGAUGCUGCAGCACGUAGCUCAUCUCUCAAGGUUGCCGGCGAGGGGCCGAAGCCGAAGCCGAAGCAGAGAGCAAGGUCCCCUCCCCUGCGUCGUGACGUUCCUGAGCUGUUCAAGGAGGCCAAAUCGUCAAGCAAGAGGUUUUCCACACCGCCACCGCGCCGGAAGCCUUCGUCUCCACCGGCGCCGAGCAGGAGCCCUCCUCAUGUCUUUGCCACGGCGAGAGCGCAUGGCAAGCCGAAGCAUAAGAAGGAUUCCUCUGCCAAUGGAAGGGCGAAGGUCGCCGCACUUGAGGUGCUCGAGAAAUGGACCGUCGAUCGCUCGCAGCUGCUCAUCGGGCACAGGUUCGCCUCCGGGGCGCACAGUCGCUUGUUCCAUGGAAUCUACAAGGAGCAGCCUGUCGCCGUGAAGUUCAUCAGGCAACCUGAGGAUGAGGAAGAUGCAGAGCUGGCCGCGCAGCUUGAAAAGCAGUUCAACACGGAGGUCACCACACUGUCCCGCCUGAACCAUCCUAAUGUCAUUAAGCUGAUUGGAGCAUGCAGUAGCCCACCUGUCUUUUGUGUCAUCACCGAGUUUCUUUCUGGGGGUUCUUUAAGAACAUUUCUGCACAAGCAGGAGCACAAAUCUCUACCUUUAGAGAAGAUCAUUUCAAUUGGUUUGGAUAUUGCAAAUGGCAUUGGAUAUAUUCACUCACAAGGAGUUGUUCAUCGUGAUGUGAAACCAGAGAACAUCAUAUUUGAUUCAGAAUUUUGUGCGAAGAUUGUUGAUUUUGGAAUAUCUUGUGAAGAAGCAGAGUGUGACCCUCUGGCGAAUGACACUGGGACUUUCAGAUGGAUGGCUCCAGAGAUGAUGAAGCACAAACCUUAUGGUCGAAAGGUUGAUGUUUACAGCUUUGGCCUUAUCUUAUGGGAAAUGUUUACCGGGUCGGUACCUUAUGAAGACUUGAAUCCAUUCCAGGCAGCUUUUGCUGUUUUUGAUAAGAACGAGAGGCCGGUCAUCCCCAGUAGCUGCCCUGCGCCACUACGGCUUCUAAUUGAGCAAUGUUGGGCCUCGCAACCAGAUAAAAGGCCUGAAUUCUGGCAAAUAGUACAGAUAUUGGACAAGUUUAAGGCGGUUCUAGAUAAAGAUGGAACACUGGACAAUAUGCCAUGCUUAAACUUGCAAGGAACUCAUGAUCACAAGAAUUGGCUAGCUCACUGGGUCCAGAAGCUCAAACAUACCCAUCAUGAUCUCUCUGGACCUCCGCCACCAAAAUUGAUGUAGUUAAUCCUCUCCCUUCCAAACUAUGCUAAUCGGAUAGGCCUCAGAAUGUAACUGUCAAUUUUUUGCUUUGUUAUAUAGGAAAAAUAUAUGUGUUUGUCUUCGCGAUUUUAUAGCACAGUAAACAUUUGCUUAGCUUUGCUAGUGACAUUUUCUUCUUUUUGUUUCGUCUGUUACACUGUUUGAUACAAGUGACAGAAAUGUCUCUAUGCAAUUCCUUGAAAAUUGUUUCUUC
This is a messenger RNA of Oryza sativa Japonica Group (Japanese rice), 2781 nucleotides long. RefSeq names its product serine/threonine/tyrosine-protein kinase HT1. Lineage: Eukaryota; Viridiplantae; Streptophyta; Magnoliopsida; Poales; Poaceae. Gene Ontology annotation, biological process: protein phosphorylation; signal transduction. Gene Ontology annotation, molecular function: protein kinase activity; ATP binding. Gene Ontology annotation, cellular component: cytoplasm. The record is from RefSeq and is a predicted model, not a curated record.